GAAAAAAUGAACCGACUUUACCUCUUGAUCAUCAUCUGUCUGUUGGGAAUGGGCGCUGCAGCGCGGUCUCGCAACAUCCGAAAUGUUGUCGGCGAUACCCUGGACUACAAGGGAUCCCCGAGAUCAAACUGUCCCGCUUCUGCUCACCAGGGAAAUCAGCCUGUCGACAGAGUCGACACGUCCAUUCAACUCAGCCGGUUGAGGCUGGAAAUGACCCGGAUCACGAGCAUCCAAGGACCCGCUCUUGACGGCUACAUUGUUACUUCGGACGAUGCACAUCAGACUGUGACAUCCUUCAAUGAAGGCCGUCUAGGCCCUUCGGAGAGCGAGACUGUCGCGCCGCAUGAUGCAAGAAGAGAAUACAUCACAGGAUUUUUCGGCAGUUUCGGAGAGGCUCUAAUCACUCGAGAUAAAGCUAUUUUCUGGACUGACGGAAGGUAUCACAUACAGGCAGAUAAGCAGCUUAGCUGCGAUUGGACUCUGAUGAAACUUGGCAACGAAAACGUACCUACGUUGUCCCAAUGGCUACUGCACGAGUUUCAAUCCAGAGAGAAUGAAACGCGAAUUGGAGCGGACCCUACUCUAAUCCCAGCAUUCACGUGGGAAAAUUGGCAAUACGACCUGUUGAACACAUCGGUCAAGUUGGUCGCAGUUCACAAUAACUUGAUAAAUGCAAUCUGGCAAACGGAUCGACCGCCGUAUAAUAACGAUCCCGCUACCGUCCUGGAAGAUAAAUACGCGGGUCGACCGUGGCAGGAAAAGAUUCGUGAAGUUAGGAGGGAAAUGGAACUCGUGGGUGCAAACGCUCUGGUCCUAACCGCACUUGACGAAAUUGCCUGGCUAUUCAACAUUCGUGGCAAUGAUAUCCCUUACACCCCAGUUUUACGGUCAUAUGCCCUCAUCACUGACGGUGCUAUCCAUUUGUAUGCUCCUGAACAAAAACUUCACAGAUCUGUUCAUAUACAUCUGAAAACUGACGCUUGCUUUCAUGCCGACUGCGUCAAAGUUCACAAUUAUACGUCUAUCUGGUACGAUCUGAGGACAAUGGCACAGGCUUGGAAGAGUGUUUGGUUACCUGCCCCGUGCGGCUACGCAAGGGGUGCUUCCCAAGAGAUUUUCAUAUCCAUCCCGCAGUCUAUACGCCUGAUAAAACCGUCACCAAUAAUCGCAAUGCGUGCGGUAAAAAAUCCUGUCGAAAUUCAAGGCAUGGAACAAGCUCAUAUUAGGGAUGCAGUCGCAAUGUGCGAAAUCCUUUCCUACAUCGAGCAGCAGCUUCAGCUAGGCACCAAGGGCUGGGACGAACUUCAGGUGUCUAGAUUCGCUAAAGCAGUACGUAUGGAACAGGAAAAUGCUGUGGGUGUAUCCUUCCCUACGAUAGCGGGCUACGGACCUCACGCUGCCUUGCCACACUAUGAACCAGCCGUUGCUACCAGUUUACCACUCGGCACGGAUUCCACCCUGGUAAUUGAUUCCGGUGGCCAAUACCUGGAUGGUACUACGGACGUGACACGAACUGUGCAUUACGGCCAACCGACAAGAGAACAAAAAGAGGCCUACACUCGGGUGCUGAUUGGCUCGAUACAAUUAGCUUCGCUAAUCUUUCCUGCUGAGUUAAGAACAGACCAACUUGAUGUUCUGGUGAGGGAACCUUUGUGGUCAGUUGGUCGCGACUACCAACACGGAACUGGCCAUGGCGUUGGCCAUUAUUUGUCGGUUCACGAACCUCCCAUCAGUGUCUCAUACGAUACAUCAACUGAUGAAUGUGCCCCUCUCAAUCUUCAACCAGGAUAUUUUCUUUCCAAUGAACCUGGGUAUUAUAAGGAGGGUGAAUUCGGUAUCCGAUUAGAAAAUGUUCUGCAGGUUGUUGAAGCCAAUGUGACGCACCAUUCCGGACGAAAAUUUCUCAAGUUCAAAGAUAUCACACUGGUUCCUUACGAGCCAAAUCUCAUCGAUCUGGAAUUAUUGACACCAUCACAUCGGCACUGGUUAAAUGCAUAUAAUAAAAGAAUCAGAAAAGAGGUCGGCACUGAAUUGAAGAAACGCAGAAAAAUAACCAGCUACAAUUGGUUGAUUCUUCGUACUCUACCCAUUCCUGAGGUUGGAUCCGGAUCAAGUUUAUCUGCCCUUCCUCACUACUCGUUCCUUAUUUUUGCAUCAACAGUUACACACGUAUUCCUGGAUGGAAGAGGUCUAUAGUAACAGUGUGCAGCUAACUGAUGAACAUCUUAAAACCCUGUUAUAGAACUUUUCAUUCAUAAAUCUGAAGACUUGACAGCUGUUGAUGCUAUCUGUGUUAGAUAUUACAUGUAGCUCGUAUAUUACAAUAAUAGUAUAAACUGUACACUAAGUCACGUAUUAGUAAUUAGUUUUAGCUAAGGCCCAGUAUUUCAAUAUCAAGGCUUAUCUCUGAUCUCAUUCGAACACCUCAGUUCAAUGAAUUAGAAACAAACUUUGUUUAAAUUGCAUCUAGCAUAGAAUUGAACUUGGUUUAAAACGAGGUUUAAAUUGAAAAUUAACCGGUCCUUGAGAGAUUUUUGUUGAGUAUUCGAGGUUUUUUUAAACCAACUUUCGUAACAUUUUACAGGUAUAUAAAAGUACAGGUGUAAGAAAAGAUUGGCAUUAGAGUCAAAGUGGUUUCACCUUUUUAACCAAUUUACUACGUUGAACUAUACAGGCAAUUGAUUUGAAAAAGAUAAAAAUUGUACAAAAAUUAAUAGACGCUUGAGUACUACACGAAAUAUUUGGUUUCGUGUUAUUUUGAAUGCAACUCAUCCUUCGUAAAAUCACGAGGACU
Messenger RNA from Diprion similis, 2794 nucleotides. RefSeq names its product xaa-Pro aminopeptidase 1-like. The record is from RefSeq and is a predicted model, not a curated record. Gene Ontology annotation, molecular function: metalloaminopeptidase activity. Lineage: Eukaryota; Metazoa; Arthropoda; Insecta; Hymenoptera; Diprionidae. The transcript is spliced from 13 exons. Bases 7 to 2196 code for a protein of 729 amino acids.